Ooceraea biroi (clonal raider ant) is the source of this 5055-nucleotide messenger RNA. RefSeq names its product CBFA2/RUNX1 partner transcriptional co-repressor nervy (gene nvy). Gene Ontology annotation, molecular function: transcription corepressor activity. Gene Ontology annotation, biological process: DNA-templated transcription; negative regulation of DNA-templated transcription. NCBI's taxonomy places the organism in Eukaryota, Metazoa, Arthropoda, Insecta, Hymenoptera, Formicidae. Gene Ontology annotation, cellular component: nucleus. The record is from RefSeq and is a predicted model, not a curated record.
GUGUCGCUCUGCUCGCCGUUAUGCUCUUCGGAUCUUUCGUUCCUCCACGCGUUUCGGUAUCAACCCUUUGAGCCCUUCACUUUCGAGUGAAACGCCACUCGAGCGCUUCAUUUUCUCUGGCCUUUGCCUCAGAAUUCUUUUUUCAUUUUUGUGAAUUUUUCCACAAUUUCGGAGCACUGUCGUUUUGCACGUUUUGAAAUUUUGCCACCAUCUCCGUGUGUUUUCAGACUUUGCCUGCAUCUUCGCACGCACCUUUUCGGAAUCUUUUUCUUGCACUCGCGCGAAUUCAUUAAUCCGUUUUUCGUGCGUCUUGAGUUGAGAUUUAAAGCGCGGGCCGCGCGUUCGUAUCGCGGCACCGACGAAACUCGAAGCACGAGACGAGUGCAUUUCUGCAUGAUGAAGCGCAUCCUCGACACUCGCUCGCGUGAGCACCUACGGCGCUCGUGAAAGCCCGUGAUCGCGAAACUGUGACUGAUCGACAGCCGGCGCUGCCUUCCCUGGAUUUUUUUGCGGUUUAAUCUGACACGCUGCGUGAACAUCGAUCAGGCAGGAGGUGAGAACGCGGCUCGCGAGCAUGAAAGUGGAGGGCGGAGUGGCGACGACGACGGUCCUCCAUAAGGUCAAGGUCAAGGAAGAGAAGGAAUGCUACCAACAGGCCCCGCCGUCGUCCACGUCGGCGGCGACCACCACGACCGUCGUGACGCUCACCGUCUCGGCGGCGACGGCGAUCACCACGACCGUCACUAGCAGCAACGGCGUCUCCACCGUGGGCGCGAGUCCAUCGACGACCACCACGGUGGUCCCUGCCACCCCCGCCCUGCAGCAGUCCUCCGGUAUUAUCUGCCAUCCGCCGACAACCGUCUCCAACCCCGCCGACUCCUUCCCAGUCGAUCUUGAUCUCAAGGCCAAGAGCAAGGCGUCCUCCGCGUCCCGGGAGAAGCCCACGCGGGAGGAAGCGGUCCAGCCCGAGGCGCACUCACCCUCCUCUCAGCAGCAUCAAAGGAUCGGUCAGCAGAAGCAGACGAACGGCUCUCGCUCGGAGUACAAAGGUGCGUCCGGUUGCUCCAGGUCCUCCGACAACGACAGUCCAUUGCCGACGCAGUCGCUCAAACCUGAUCUCGAGGAAGGACCCGGCGUCGUCAAUGCUGGGCCCCAAAGGACGGACGAGCAGAGUGAAGGCGCCGCUUUGGCGAACGGCACUGCCAGUGCAUCCAGAUGCGUCAGUGGCAUUUUCGCGGGACACGGCAAGCUCAAGAGGCUGCUGGGCACACUGGUGCAAUUCGCCACCGACAUCUCCACGGACACGGGUGAUACGGUGCGCACGCUGGUGCUCGCGCUUUUGAGCGGCAGCAUGACCGCGGAGGAGUUUCACUCGGCGUUGCAGGAAGCGACCAACUUCCCGCUCAGAGGAUUCGUCCUGCCAUAUCUCAAGCAUACCUUGCCGUCCUUGCAGAGGGACUUGAGCAACGCAGCCAGAGCGAGCAACCAGAGCUGCGUGCAGUUUCUCCGGUCCAACGAAUCCGCCGUUUUGGAGGCCGUAGGGCUGGUCCCGUCCGGCGAGUCCGUCGAAGUCUUCGGCGAGCACGGGGGUGCGAACGGGAUCGGUGGUGGUAAUCAGUGCUCCGCUCAUUACGCCAUGCGCUCAAAUUCUAAUCCUGGCGUCGGCGCUAUUCAGCACACGGCGGGCAGCAACGCCGCGGGCGCGUUGCACCAUUAUCCUGGAGUCGCUCAUGCACCGAAACGCCGUGCCUCCGACACCCCGUACUAUGAGAACGGUGCUCUUCUGGAUGACAUGCCGGUCUACGGCAAGAGACCUACCAACCUGUGGAGCCAUCACCAUCAGCAGCAACAGCAACAGCAGCAGCAACAACCGACGGAUCCUUACUGCUGGUAUCAUCCGCUGCACUCCUCGGGUGGAUCGAUUCAAGGUCACGCGCACGGCCACGGUCACGGGCCGAGUCCUGUACCGCCUAGUCUCGUGCAGAUUAAUCAGAUAAACGCGUUUUCCGCGCCGCACCAUCUGACCCAGCAACCGCAGCAGCCGAUGGGCCACGGAUUGCAGGUCCAAAACGGCGGCAGUCUUGAUGACGAGUGGAAGAACAUCCAUGUGAUGCUCAACUGCAUCCUUGGCAUGGUCGAAAAGACGAAGCGAGCGUUAGCGAUCCUUCAGCGACGUGGGUGUUCCAGCCCAGCGGCUGCGGCGCCACCGCCAGGUGUAGUCACGGCACAGAACGGUACCAGCAACAACGGCAGCAGCAACAGUAAUAACAAUCCCUCGUCGACUAACGGCGCGCAGGUCGAGUCAUCCACCAGUGAUCGGGAUGGCAGCCUGAAGCGACUGUCCGGUGAAAUCGUCGCGCAGACGAUCCGGGCGACCGAGGACAGGGUGGCCGAAGUUAAACGGAGAGCUGAGGAAGCUGUGCUAGAAGUGAAGAGGGCUGCAGUAGCGGAAGUGCAACGCGCCGUCGCGGUUGCGGUUGCAGAGUCGAGAGCGAACGAACGUAUGAGAGUCCACCGAUUGCUGGACCUGCCAGUGUCGCAAAGAAAUCACAGCAGCCUUCGUCAAGGCCCUUUCUUGAGGGUUCACGGGAGCUCGAGCGCGGUGGAGACCAGCGCUCGGAACGUGACGACGCCGACGACGACGCCAAAUUCGGCGUCCACGGAAGACGAGAAAGACGUACAUCUCACCAGCAUGAUGGGAUCUAGCUGUUGGAACUGCGGCAGGCCUGCCCUGGAGACUUGCGGUGGUUGCGGCAUCGCCCGAUACUGUGGUUUCUUCUGUCAGCAUCGCGAUUGGGAGGCCAGUCAUCACGCAACCUGUAAUAACAAUCUCCCGCCGCGAGAACCACGAAGAUCAACUUCACGCAGUCCGCCGAGAGUCAUCGCCGCGAAUCUCUCGACGAGCGUCAACGAAGUGGACGUUGCACCGCCGGUCGCAUCUGCUGGCGUCGCGAAGGGGAAGUGACGUCGCGGUGCGAGGAACAACUCGGGUCACCGAUCGAUCAGAUCGACCGACUACGAGUCGCGCUAAUCGCGCAUUCCUGCAAGGAUUCUCUUCUGUAAAAAGUUGGAUGAAUUAAAAGAAAUCGAGAGAAGUCCAUUUCUGUAAAAUUGAAUAUCUGAUCUUCUCGCCAUUAGGGAUUGGUAUAAAAUCACUUGCCAGAUUUAUUUCAUUUUUCAUGGAAAUAUACAGGUAGAAAAAAAUUGACGGUUUGAAAGCUAAAUUGUUAAUUUUAAAAACUUGAUGCGUUCGCAUAAUAAUUCAAAAGUUGCUAUCAAUCCCAUUUAAUUCAUCCAUUUGCUACAGAACCUUUGCCGAUCAUACAUCUUCUGCAUAUACUCAUCAGUAUAUCCUUUUCUUUCUAUGAAACUGACUGGAGAAUUCUUUCAUAAUACAUCUGGAAAAGUUUGGACGAUCUGUGAAUCUGAACAAAAAUUUAUCUAGAUGAUUAUUCGCUUUUUAAGGAAAAUUGAUAAUUAAACGAGCAUUAAUAAAUGAGAAUUGCGGACAUAUGCUGGUUAGAUGAUCAAUUUUCCUAAAUAGAUACAUCUCUACUCAUCCGUACUCGUCUCGUUCCGGCGUUUCAAAUAAGAGAAUAAUAUACAAUGCUAUAUGAAAAUAUUAUUUAUAAAUCGAUUCAAUAAUUUCGAUAUCUAGCAAUUAUUUUGGAGAAUUCUACUUACUUGAAUAUAAAACUGCAAAAGGCAUCUAAAAAGUGAAGGGUUUUUGAAAAUGAACAAUUUAUAUUGUUUGUAUUACUAUCUCGAUAGUAUAAAAUUUAUACUUUAUACUGUCAGUUAAUGAGCAAAAAUGGUCAACGUUAAAAAUGGACGAACAUAUAGAUGAGUAAAUAAACCUCUUAGGUAACUUGAUUAUACUCGUACGUCUCGAGUGAAACGUCGGGCGUGAUAAAUGUGUUUUAGAACUUUAUCAAUUAAUCACACAUGAAAUGGGCAACUGAUUUCACGUCAAGUAGCGUAACUGGCCACAUAGGCGUUUGCGUUUUCUGGAUAAAUAGCACCGGCGAAAUAUGCACAGCACUAUCGUAAAUGUAUACAUUUAUCAACAUUGUGCCAGCCGUUCUCCUUUUCAUCUUCUGCUUCGAAUCGCAGAUUUCCAAUCCAUUUAUUAUCUAGGAUUAUACCGAACAAUAGAUUAAUAAUGCGCGUCUUAAACGCUUUUUGCAAUUGAAAGAAUGAUAGGUAACAGUAAAUCCGAUCAGUGAAUCGCAGAUGUGCGUUCCGUAUUGUUCUGAAUCGAUAUUAGCAGUAAAUAUAGCAUUAUGAAAUAAUCCAUCUUAUUAGCACGUAGGCACACUUCUUCAUUUCACAAAUGAAAUUUCUCAAUAUUCUCCAACCAAGGAAGCCAGAAGAAUUAGCGAAUACAGACAUAACUUAGAAAAUGCAUUUUCUUGUUCGUAACAAUUUUGGUGAAGCACAAAACUUUCGCUACUCUUAAUAUCGGUCGAAUAUAAUAUAUAUUAUGCAAAUAAAAUCAUGACGUUGCACGAGUUAGUUUUUCUUCUUGCUGUCAGAUGAUCGAGCAUUAUGUGUUCUCUCACUAUCAUGGAUGUAACUUUUUAUCGUGUCUCAAUAUUAACACCGCAAAAUAUCGUUACGAAACUGCUAUGUAUUGCGAGAUGAAACUGACGCGUACAUACACACGAUAUGUACAUACACACAGCAAUUAUUCGAUUUUAUUGCGUAACUACGCUCACCUCGAUGUUUCGUGCACGAAGAACGAAGCACAUCGAUUUUAUCCUAGUCAAUUGAUAGGUUUAACAAUUGCUAAUAUAAUGUAACGAGAAUCGAGAAAUCUUUACUUUCGCGCGCGCACCUCAGGAUAUAUAAUUAUCACGUACAUUUAAGUCUAGUCACAGGAAGAGAUGGAGUGGAUUUAUCGAUCAUACGCGUUAGGAAAUUUUGCUCAAAUCUAGACUACGAAUUAUUGUAAUUUUUCCUAGGCACAUUGCGUUGCGGGGAUGUAUGAUGGAUCCUAUAAAGUGUAUUUAUAAACUAACAAAAUAUAUAAUUAUUCUAUGUCAGAACGUAUAA